UUAUCAAACUGUACAGACUACAGCUGCAUCUUAUCAUGCAUCAGCUGUUGAAAUAAAUCAUCGACAUUCCUAGUAUUUUUUUAUUUAUUUAACGUUAGCAUUAUUAUGUAAAGCGGUGCUCAGGGCAAAACUUUAGUUAAGAUGGUUUCGCUGACAAAAAUGUUUGAAUCCCAGAGUUAGAGAAUUGUCCAACAGUUAUUGGCUUUUAUUUUUUAGGUUGCCUUGUAAAUCUUAGUCCAGGCAUUGAAAUGCUGAUAUAUGCACUUCUACAUACCACUAUUACAGCUACAUGCAGCCUCUAACAUGAACCCGUUUUUAUUUGUUUCAUUGUAUACAAACAGAAACAUGGCAGAGGCGGACAAACCGGGAAAGCUUUUUAUUGGAGGAUUGAACACAGAAACGUCUGAGAAGGCCCUUGAAAGCUAUUUCGGCAAAUUCGGCAGACUAUCUGAAGUCCUGUUGAUGAAAGAUCGUGAAACGAAUAAGUCACGUGGGUUUGCUUUUGUGACCUAUGAAAAUCCUGGUAAUGCUAAAGAUGCUGCAAGAGAAUUGAAUGGAAAGCCCCUGGAUGGGAAACCCAUCAAAGUAGAGCAGGCAACAAAACCUCAGUUUGAGACCUUCGGUCGCCGUGGCUCGUAUUCACGUGGACAUGGGUCUUCUCGAGGGCCUCGGGGAAUGCGCGGCCCACCGAGCAGAGAACCUUAUUUUAAAGGGUCACCUAGAGGACCACCUCAUAAAAGGGGGCCACCGAUGUAUAAUGGAGGACCUUCACCAAAGAGAUUUGCACCCUCAUCAAUGGGCAGAUCCCCAGUGUCUAGAGAACGGGAUUCUUAUGGUCCUUCUCAUCGCAGAGACUCAUUUAUGUCAAGGAGGAAUGACUAUCCAUCACCACGUGAUGACAGCUAUUCCAGUCGAGACUACAUGAGCUCACGAGACAGCAGGGACUAUGGUCCUUCAUCACGUGAUUAUUCAUACCGUGACUAUUCAUCUCAAUCCAGUUCCAGAGAUGACUAUGGCUCCAUGUCUAGAAGCUACAGUGAUCGUGAUCGUGAUAGUUAUGGUGGAGGUCGGGAACCUAGGGGCUAUAUGGAGCGACCAAGUAGAGUUUCCUAUGGAGACUCUUAUGAUGAUUAUGGUAGUUCACGCAGUGGCCCACCCUCAAGGGGUCCCCCUCAGUCCUAUGGUGGGAGUGGCGGAGGCAGUCGCUAUGAUGAUUAUGGCAGCAGUUCCAGAGAUGGAUAUGGCAGUCGUGACGGUUACAGCAGCGGUCGGAGCGAGUCAUACUCUGCUAGCCGUACAGAGCGCCCAGCCAGACAAGACCUAGAGAGAGGCUACCCCCCACGCCAUUACAGCAGCUCAAGCCGAGGUGCGCCUCGGGGCCGUGGAGCCAGUCGAGGUGAUAGAGGAAUGAACCGGAAUCGAUACUGAAACUGACUCUGCCGAAAUGACUCGCAUUGUGCACAUACAGAGAAAACGGAGAGUUGAAAUAUUUUAACUUCUAGAUGGACAUUUGAGUUUCGUUUUCAAGCUGUACUCAACCUUGUGGAUUUGUUUUUUUCCUUAAAGUGUUAGAUUUUUUUUUAUAUAAUCCUGCUUGGCUCUCGUUUAAUGGUCCUGCUGCUGAUUUGAGUAAAGUGUUCCUCACUGUAACGUUAUGUUAAACCUGCAACGCUCAAGAGUAUUGUGCUUAUUUACCAAUAAAAAUUUUAACAAAAGUGCUCGUGGCCAACUACUGUUCGAAGUGGACCAAGGAAAAAAAAAAUCAAUGUGCCAGCUCACAGCCUCUAUCUUUUAUGGUGAGAGAAAGCUAAAAUUGAUCCAAUGUAGUGUGGAACGUAUACAUGUUAAUGUUCAGUCUGUUGAACGGGGCCAAUGUCUUUGCCAAACUCUCUCAGUAUAGCUUUCCUCAGUGCAAAAGGAUCCCACGCCAUAAAGCCUAAACUUUGAUGGCUUGCAACGACCAAUCCAAAGACAUCCAAAACGCAAGAAACAAUCCAACACCUGAUAAAACGUGUCAACAGCUGGUAAGCAAAGCGAACCCUUUUGUCUCUGGUUUAAGUGAACUUGACUCAUUGUGUGAGUGGCAGUCUCAAAUACAGGUUAGUUAAAACAUCAUCUGCAACCCAACAUUGUAUUUAUUUCUUCAUUUAUCAACUUGACAAAAAAAAAAAAAAAUCCUUUUUCAAGCAAAAGAUCAAGCAAAAUUUUAACUACCAAUGGAUUCGUCAUUUUAAUGUCCAGUAUUCUCAGGAAUGAAUGACAAGGAAGACUUAAUGAAAAGGAUUUUCCCAACUUUACCACCACAUUCAGUGACAUGGUUUUUAAGGAUAUUAAAACGAAGCCCUCCACCAGUGGACCACUUCAGCAAUUUAUUUUACUUCUUUAGAUUUUCAGUGCAAGAUAAUACUGGCUCAUUUAUUUUAGAAAAUUUACCCCAAGUUUAUCAAAGCCAAAACUUCUGACAAGCAUACCUGUUGAAACCAAGGAGACCACUGGAAAAAUGCAAUGUUCAGUAAUUCAAACCUUAAGGGGGGGGGACUGGAAGCCAGACACAGGACUGAAUAUUUUAACUUUCAUAAAUAUUUUUACAUACACUUGUUUCUGACCGUAACAGUGCAGUAAUUGUUGUUUUUUCCUAUUUGCAGGAUGAUCAUAACCUGAACUAUUAAUACUGCACCACUUUUUUACUGCCAGUGAGCACUUGUUUAUGUGCUGUCUGGACUGCUUUGAUUGCAGCAGGUCCAGAUUGAACGUGACAUUGGUCAAAGGAGGUCCUUCAGAGGGAGUCUGGUCUGCGUAUGAAUGCAUUUAGAUUGCAUAUCCAAAUAAACAUUUGGUUUUUAAAACUA
Trichomycterus rosablanca is the source of this 2849-nucleotide messenger RNA. It is a transcript of the gene rbmx, whose product is annotated as RNA binding motif protein X-linked. The transcript has 9 exons. Gene Ontology annotation, biological process: positive regulation of mRNA splicing, via spliceosome. Gene Ontology annotation, molecular function: RNA binding. Gene Ontology annotation, cellular component: spliceosomal complex. The coding region runs from base 259 to 1428 and encodes 389 amino acids. Lineage: Eukaryota; Metazoa; Chordata; Actinopteri; Siluriformes; Trichomycteridae. The record is from RefSeq and is a predicted model, not a curated record.